Messenger RNA from Lobosporangium transversale, 903 nucleotides. RefSeq lists its product as hypothetical. The transcript has 3 exons. The record is from RefSeq and is a predicted model, not a curated record. NCBI's taxonomy places the organism in Eukaryota, Fungi, Mortierellomycota, Mortierellomycetes, Mortierellales, Mortierellaceae. The coding region runs from base 1 to 903 and encodes 300 amino acids.
AUGGGUGCUGUUAGUUCAUCGCUUCACUAUGGCGCAGACUGGAUACGGGCCCAAGGCUCUGCAUUCGCCGCUAGCGACCGUGAGCGCGAACAGCGUCAGAAUAGGAGACAGAGAAGACAGCGCCAACGAGCACGGCGGGCAGCCCGCUUCCGUAGGCGCCAAGAUAUUGAGGCCCGUGGGGAAGAAUAUUUUAGCGAUGAGUCUGUAGAUGGUGACUAUGAUUCUCUUGAUGAUGACGACGAUAUGGACGAUGAUAGUGACACGCUGAAUCAUGACAGAGAUUAUGACGACAAUGAUGAUACUUUCUUGGACGCCGAGGAAGUGGACUCUGUUCCAGGAAAGGGAGUCUAUGACAACCACCCUCUCUACUUUGGGCCGGCAUUUCAUCCUUCUUCUUUAAGUGGUUUUAUUCUUCCGUCUGCUAUUCCAGGAUUGGGUAGCAUUGCUGCGAAUAGCGGUCAUCAGAAUACAGGUGUUGAUGGCUCCAGUUCACCUGCAGACGCCCGAGCUCACAUGUCCAUAGCAGAGAGUGUUCAGGACCAAUUGUACAGAAACAGUAAUCUAUAUAACCUCAUUUCAGGGCUGAAUGUUAAUCCGCUUUUAACCGAAGUUCAGCGUGCAGGCACACUGGAUCUCUCAGCUCUUGAGCAAGAGCUGGAUGAUGUUGAGGGUGGAUGGAUGGAUAUUGAUGACGAGGAGGAUGAUUCAGUUGUUGAUUGCCUUGCUCCCAUGUUUCACUUGUGUAUACCUGUGUUUUUAGCAACCGACUAUGCGCUCGCCUACUGCACUUGCAUGCAGCGUCAACCUCAAGAAAAGCACUCUCCGACUCGUCAAGAACUUUGCUAUCUCCAACGAUCCUUCGGUCCCUUCCCCGUCCCAUAUGCGCCCCAACUAUCGCCUUGA